ACCUCGCAUCCCUACAAAGCCGGGACGGAGCACGCCGGGUUCUCACCGGACCAGAUGAUCGGCAUGGAACGAUGGUUAACCAAGGCUAAGCCGGACGUGCUGGAGGAGCUCCUAUUGAAGCUCGAGAAGGAUUCGCUGGUGCCCAACAUCUACACGUACAACGGCAUCAUUUUCGUGUACGCGCAGGCGCGGUCUUUGCCCAAGGUGGAGCGGGCGUACCGUGAAAUGGUUUCGAAAGGGUUGGAGCCUGAUGUGUUGACGCUGUCUCACUUGGCUAUGGCCCAAGCUUGGGGGUCUUCGAACGACAUGUACAGAACACUUGCGGAGAUGGACGAGAGGGGCUGGACUCCGACGAGGGCGGCCCACCUAAGCGCGAUCGCCUUCAUGUGGCAGAGGAAGGACACGGAGGGCGUACUGCAGAUGAUAGAGCGCAUGCUUGAGAAGAGCUACCAGCCUACGGAGGCCGCAUUUGCGAUGGCUCUCAUGUCUGCCGGGCGCUUGGGCAGGGCGGACUUGGCCAAGGUGCUGUUCGAGUGGCGCAGCGAGUCGGGGCUGGAGCCGAAACAGGAGAUUUACUCCAGCAUGAUGCUCGCCCAUUCGAAAGCGGACCUCCAUGAGGAGAGCCUAGCGUACUGGCGGCAGCUGGUGUGCCUCGACGGGGUUGGGGGGGUAGCCAUCGACCUGGAGACGUGCCGGAGCGCCCUGAGGUCUGCGAUUGUGAGCGACCACUGGGACGAGGUGGACACCAUCGUUGGCAUGCUGAGGGGCAAGAGAGAAGCGACGCCGGACCACACGUACAAGCUGGCCAUCGCCGCCUGCAGGUCUCGGUCCGGGAUCGACCGUCCAGACUACUGGCAGCGCGUGGAGCGAACGGUGGAGGCGCUGCGAAAGGCGGGGAUGGCCCCGUCGUCGGAGGUGGUCUGCCGCGUCGCCGUCGUGUACGCGCAGGGGAAGCAGUGGAAGAAGGCGGCCGCGAUGUUUGAGCAAACGCUGGCUCAAGGCGUGGAGAUGUGGGCAUUCCGCUGGGAGUGCAUGAUGCAAUCCUUCUUUUUCCUGGAGCGAUACGACGACGUCAGGAAGACGUGGAGGAGAAGCAAAACCAAGGAUGGGGGCCAGCACACGGUAAGGGCGAACGAGCUGGCCAUGACGACGGCACACCGUCUCCUGGACGCGGAGUGGGCGAAGGAGAUCAUGGCGGUGCCGGAGAACCGGAACCCGAAGAAGGGGCUCAAACCGGCCACGCUGCUUACGGCCGUCAAGAUCCUCGCGGAGACGGGGAGGCCGAGGGAGGCGCGGCAGAUCCUCCAGGAGUGGAGACCAACCAAGACCACGCGAAUAAACCACAAGAACUUCAACGAGCUGCUGCUGUGCUGCCAGCAGCACGGUGGCACGGAUGUAGGGCUAGAGUUUUACAGGAUUCUGCGAGGGCACGACGCGCUCUCCAGGCUGCAGCCAGCCACGUUUGCCUUCGUAGUCGGUGCGCUUUGCGAGCACGGCAGAGCGGGGGAGGCGGCGGGGGUUUUGGAGGAACAGAUAGCAGUGGAUUACCGGCCGGAGAAGGCUUGCUACCGAGCCGUGGCCAGCGCGGCGUCGCAGUCGGGGGACAGUGAGGCUAGCGCCAAGUUUUUGGAGGCGGCGGAAAACGAACCACCAGCAACGAUGGCAGUGAACACUGCUUCGGACAGCGGGGAAGAGGUGGCGGCGUUGGCGGGGCGGGAGGGGGGGGUGCUUGAUGGCGAUUUCGAUGGUAGGGAUGGUGGUGCUGGUGCUGGUGAUGCAUCCUUGCGACAGCAGCGGACACCGCCGGUAAUACCAGGGGGCAAUGUCUGA
Molecule: messenger RNA, 1830 nt
Organism: Ectocarpus siliculosus
Lineage: Eukaryota; Phaeophyceae; Ectocarpales; Ectocarpaceae
Source: the annotation of a GenBank genome assembly